Messenger RNA from Ictidomys tridecemlineatus (thirteen-lined ground squirrel), 5049 nucleotides. The record is from RefSeq and is a predicted model, not a curated record. Lineage: Eukaryota; Metazoa; Chordata; Mammalia; Rodentia; Sciuridae.
UUGUGUUUACGUCUGCCUUCAUCCCCAUCCUUUCCGCUCUAGCAUAAGCAAAAUUAUAACCCCGCACAUCGACUUGCAUGCAAUUAUCAUAGCCUGAGUGCUCCUCCGCUGAGGGACUUCGCCCCCGAGACCGCUGACUGUCUGUGAAUGACAAAUCAAAAGUCAGGGUUGCAGAAUCAGCUGGACUUUUCUGCUUAUUGGCAGCAGAGGGAGGAAGCAGAGAAUGAAAGAUUCUGAAAAUAAAGGUGCCUCGUCUCCAGACAUGGAGCCCAGCUAUGGGGGAGGUCUGUUUGACAUGGUGAAAGGAGGAGCAGGGAGGCUGUUCAGUAACCUCAAGGACAACUUGAAAGACACCCUCAAAGACACAUCUUCUAGAGUUAUACAAUCGGUGGCCAACUACACAAAGGGAGAUUUAGACUUCACUUAUGUUACCUCCAGAAUUAUUGUGAUGUCCUUUCCCCUGGACAAUGUUGACAUAGGAUUCAGGAAUCAGGUUGAUGACAUUCGGAGCUUUUUGGAUUCCAGACAUCUUGAUCACUACACAGUCUACAAUCUGUCACCCAAGUCUUACCGAACUGCCAAGUUUCACAGCAGGGUCUCAGAAUGCAGUUGGCCCAUUAGGCAGGCUCCCAGUCUGCACAACCUCUUUGCUGUGUGUCGGAAUAUGUAUAAUUGGCUGCUACAGAAUCCCAAAAACGUCUGUGUUGUCCACUGCUUGGAUGGACGGGCGGCAUCGUCAAUUCUGGUUGGUGCUAUGUUCAUUUUCUGUAAUCUCUACUCUACUCCUGGCCCUGCUAUUCGAUUGCUGUAUGCGAAGCGACCAGGAAUUGGACUGUCACCAUCCCACAGGAGGUACCUGGGCUAUAUGUGUGACUUACUAGCAGACAAGCCCUAUCACCCUCACUUCAAGCCUCUCACGAUCAAGUCCAUCACUGUCAGUCCCGUACCCUUUUUCAACAAACAGAGAAACGGAUGUCGCCCUUACUGUGAUGUACUAAUUGGAGAAACCAAAAUAUAUACAACCUGCACGGAUUUUGAACGAAUGAAAGAAUACCGGGUCCAAGAUGGAAAAAUCUUCAUUCCCCUGAACAUCACUGUGCAAGGAGAUGUGGUUGUCUCCAUGUAUCACUUGAGGUCAACCAUUGGAAGCCGGCUGCAAGCUAAGGUGACCAAUACACAGAUAUUCCAGCUUCAGUUUCAUUCUGGAUUCAUACCUCUGGACACAACAGUAUUAAAGUUCACCAAGCCUGAGUUAGAUGCAUGUGAUGUACCAGAAAAAUACCCCCAGCUAUUUCAGGUGACGCUGGAUGUAGAACUACAGCCCCAGGACAAAGCAGUAGACUUAACCCCACCAUGGGAGCAUUACUGCACAAAAGAUGUCAACCCCAGUAUCCUCUUCUCUUCUCACCAGGAGCAUCAAGAUACUCUGGCCUUAGGAGGACAGGCUCCAGCAGAUCUCCCUCCAGACAACCCCAGGAAUUUGGGGCAAAGUGGCUUCUUUGCCUCUCUCUGUUGGCAAGAUCAGAAAUCAGAGAAAUCAUUUUGCGAGGAGGACCAUGCUGCCCUCGUGAAUCAGGAGAGCGAGCAAUCCGACGACGAGCUUCUGACCCUUUCCAGUCCGCAUGGCAAUGCCAAUGGUGACAGACAUCAUGGCGCCAAGAAGCCCAGCAAAAAGCAGCAGGAGCCAGCCGCUCCGCCACCCCCUGAGGAGGUGGACCUUCUGGGCCUAGAAGGUUCUGAUGUGAGUAAGAGCUUCUCUCCACCGGCAGCGCCUCCCUCCAAUUCUGAACUGCUGAGUGACCUGUUUGGGGGUGGAGGUGCAGCUGCUCCUGCCCAGGCUGGACAGUCAGGGGUGGAAGAUGUGUUUCACCCUAGUGGACCUGCAUCCGCCCAGUCGACACCACGCCGUUCCGCAGCCUCGGCCUCCGCAUCGCCAACCCGACGACUGGGAGAAGGUACCACCUUUGACCCAUUUGGAGCACCUUCUAAACCAUCAGGUCCAGAUUUGCUGGGUUCUUUUCUGAGCACAUCCAAUGCCUCCAGUGACCCCUUUCUUCAGCCCACGAGAAGCCCUUCACCUACAGUGCAUGCUUCUAGCACCCCUGCUGUGAACAUUCAGCCAGAUGUCUCUGGAGGCUGGGACUGGCAUGCUAAACCAGGAGGUUUUGGGAUGGGAAGCAAAUCAGCUGCCACCAGCCCAACAGGAUCCUCACAUGGCACUCCUACCCAUCACAACAAGCCCCAGACUCUGGAUCCUUUUGCUGACCUUGGAACACUAGGUACAAGCAUUGCAGAAGGGAAACAAAAAGCAGCUGAUUUUGAAGACCUGCUGUCUAGUCAAGGUUUCAAUGCCCACAAAGACAAAAAGGGACCUCGAACAAUAGCUGAGAUGAGAAAGGAGGAAAUGGCUAAGGAAAUGGAUCCUGAGAAAUUAAAGAUUCUGGAAUGGAUAGAAGGCAAAGAGAGAAAUAUCAGAGCCCUUCUUUCCACGAUGCACACUGUGCUAUGGGCUGGGGAAACCAAGUGGAAACCAGUGGGCAUGGCAGACCUGGUGACACCGGAGCAGGUGAAGAAAGUGUACAGGAAAGCUGUGCUGGUGGUGCAUCCAGAUAAAGCUACUGGGCAACCCUAUGAACAAUAUGCAAAGAUGAUUUUCAUGGAGCUAAAUGAUGCCUGGUCUGAAUUUGAAAACCAAGGCCAAAAGCCCUUGUAUUAAUUUGUGAGCUUUUCUAUCUUGGCUGCAGACCUUUGUUAAUGCUUAGUGUGUAUCACAAUUCUGAGGUUUUCACAGAUGAACCAAAAAUACCAAUAACAUAUUUCCAGUACUAAACUAACUGUCAAAUUACUCAUGAAUUAGUUUCUCAUGAUAUAAAGAAUAUGGAUGUUUGGUUUCUCAAAGUCCCUGCCAUAAAAAGAUCCAAAGCAUGAAAGGAACUUUAAGUGAGAUGAUCUUGCAGGGAUACAACAUUCCAGCCUGCCCUUUGGGGAGCCUACUCAGCAUUUUGCCUGGGGAAUGGAAAAUUGAGGACACCAAAGGUAAAGGCAUCACUCCAUCUCACUGUCUGAGAGUAAAAUUAAUGAACAAAAGUGAUAAUAGAAUUACUUGGAUUUCUUGAUAGUUUUAAAGAAUGGUUUUUAAUUUCUCUUGGAAAUACAUAAUUUGAGUGAUGGCUUUACAAAACUUCCAGGAACAGAAUCAUCAAGUAUUUUUUUUAAAUGGAAAUUUACUAUGGCCUUCAGCAUAACAGUGUAUGUGUCUUUUGGUUAAGGGCACUAACAACUAUAAAUGAUGUUAGAUUGAGGGAAGGGAUUAUUCUGUAUUCCAGUGAUUGCCACCCACUCUUCUUGGAUAAGCUACAAUUUAGUGCAAAUAUUGGCUAAAGAAAAUAGAGACUGUGAAGCUAAAGAAAUCUUUAUUUCUAUCAGGAUGUUGGGCUGCUCUCUUUCUGUCCCUUUAGAAAACUGUAGUUGAUUAAAGAAAAAAUUUUAAUGCUAUCACAACUCCAAACCUGGUUUGAAAGACCCUCCUAAUUUUUCCAUAAGACUUAAUGUUUUUCUUUACUUAGCCAAGAAAACAUUCUUAACUGAAAACAGAUUGUAAAGCAGUUUGGCCCAUUCAUGAUUUGUCAGGACCAACAGGUAGUAUGGACUUGGUGAACACCAAGUUUGUGAGUGGUUGUCAUAAGAACAGCCCUGAUAACUGUAGAGUAGAAGAGAACUGUCGUGGGAAGUAAGCUGCGUGCCCCUCAACAGAGUCACGGAGCUUGGGAUUUGCUUUGAGGAACCAGGUCCCCUCUUCUCCUCUGGUGAAUCUGGAUCCUUUGGAUUAUUGCAGAGGGGUUUAUGGUUUUAAAAGUAGCUGUGAGUCCAUAAGAGCAGCAUUCACAUAGGGACCUUUGGGAAAACAAAGCAAGAAUGAAACUUUUCCAGACCUCAGACUGGCUGGAUCUCAGCUCAGUGCUUCGGCAGCUUCUCAUUUGGAGGAGUCAUCUGUUUGCUCUUCUGUGAUUUCAGUAGAUUCUUGGUGAGCACGUGCACAAGGCAGAUGGGCAAGAAGAUUUUCAUGCUGGUCUUUAAAAGUUCAUGCUCAAUUGUUGUGAAAGCUUUCAAAAAUUGUUUUUAAAAGACAAUCAUUGGGUUUUUUGUUUGUUUGUUUGUUUCUGUCUUAAGUUUGUUGUGGCAAACUGUACUGGAAAAGCAGCAUGUCAAAAAUACUUUAGGUUCUACACAAAUCUCUCUCUCUUUUUAGUUGUAAAGGUUCAUUAUUUAUUUUAUUUCACUGACAAUGUGAAACUUGCAGAAAAUGUUCUCUUUUUAAAUAUGCAGCUGUAAACUGUUCGAGGUAACCAUAACAAAUUAGGUGUUAUUUAUUAACGUAUUAUAAAAUAAUGUUUGAUCCAGUAUGUGCUUGUCUUAUUUAAAAUUGGAAUGUGAGACAUGUUGCUGUGACCUGUUUUUUCUUUUCUCAUUCACAUUUGUAGAUAUUGUGUGAACUACAGUAUAUAAUGAUAAUAAUUAAAAGGCUAUUAUGUGGAUGUCACGUACAUUUUGAAAUGAUAGAACUAUAUAUUAGCUUUGUAUCAUGUUUGGAUAAUUCAUUAAUGUUCACAGUUUAAAACAUCAUUAAACACUAUGUAAUUAGCAAUGAGAAAGAAUCUUAUUUAAAUUUGGGGGGCUCCCCCUCUGUUUUCCAGAUACAUUAUAAUUCUGGACCCCUAUUUAUCUCAAAACUCUUAACAAAUGCAGACCAACAGGUUUUUUGCAUUCCUUCUAAAUAUCCGGUUGUGACAGAGCUUGUUGUUGAUCAGGUUCACUGUUUCAUUCAUAUUUAUUGUAAUAUAUUUUUUGUUUUGUAAAUAUGUUAUACACAACAAAAUGUGAUUGGUCUAAAAUAUUUGUAAUGUAUAUUAAAUGGCUCCAAAAUAUUUUUAGAAACCUAAGUUAUUUUUGCACUCAAUGACAAACUUGAAUUAUACUUUCUGAUGUGAUUCACUUCUGAAGUUCUGGGAAAAGAAUAUGAAAAGCAUAUAAUACAUUUGCACCAAAGUA